UGCUCGUCUUCUACCAGGUCAGUCUCCAGGGAACGAGGUAGAGAUGUGGGGGAUUAUAAGGCGGAGAGUCACUAGCGGAGGAUCAUCUGCUUCGAUAUUUGGGCAGUCAUUGCAGAAGAUUCGACCUGCAGUGUCUACAGAGAGAAGUUAUUCGACGGCAGGCAAAGAGGCCUUUCUUAUUGGAAGAGGAUCUAAGCAUGUGCGGAACAUUAGUCAACCUAUUUUGCUUGGUGGUACUGUUAGUUCAAAGCAUUUAAGGGAAACUUUUGCACUCAUUCAGGCAGAUUCUCCUUUACGAGUGUGGAGCAGGUCAUUCUCUUCAGACAAUGGUGACUUGGUUGAUGCUGUUGUCCCUUUCAUGGGUGAAUCUAUUACUGAUGGCACACUGGCGAAAUUCUUAAAGAACCCUGGUGAUUCUGUUCAAGUUGAUGAGCCAAUUGCUCAAGUAGAAACUGAUAAGGUGACGAUUGAUGUUUCCAGUCCUGAAUCGGGAGUUAUUCAGAAGUUUGUAGCCAAAGAAGGAGAUACCGUGGAACCAGGAACCAAGAUUGCAGUCAUUUCAAAGUCUGGUGAAGGUGUUGCACAGGCUGCUCCAUCUGAGAAGGGGAAACCAGAAAAAGAGGCUCCUCAGCCACCUUCUCCUGCAGAAAAGGACACUGUGAAAGCAGAAACUGCUCCUGUGAAGGAGAAACCUAAAGCACCUUCCCCACCACCACCCAAAGCCUCAGCUACAGAACCUCAGCUUCCUCCCAAGGAAAGGGAAAGACGAGUUCCUAUGACAAGGCUUAGAAAGCGGGUUGCAACUCGUUUGAAAGAUUCUCAGAACACGUUCGCAAUGCUGUCCACAUUCAAUGAAGUUGAUAUGACCAACUUGAUGAAGCUCCGUUCUGAUUAUAAAGAUGCCUUUGUGGAAAAGCAUGGAGUGAAGUUGGGGUUUAUGUCAGGAUUUGUGAAAGCUGCUAUUAGUGGACUUCAGAAUCAGCCAAUAAUUAAUGCAGUUAUCGAUGGUGAUGAUAUCAUAUACAGGGAUUAUAUUGAUAUCAGUAUUGCUGUUGGUACUCCUAAGGGACUUGUCGUUCCAGUUCUCCGCAAUGCAGAAAAAAUGAACUUUGCCGAGAUAGAGAAAGAAAUUAACACUCUUGCAAAGAAGGCUACUUCUGGCACCAUAUCAAUUGACGAGAUGGCUGGGGGCUCAUUUACAAUAUCGAACGGUGGUGUCUAUGGUAGUCUGUUAAGUACUCCCAUCAUCAACCCUCCACAGUCGGCUAUUCUGGGAAUGCAUUCAAUAGUGAACCGCCCCAUGGUUGUGGAUGGAAAUAUUGUUCCUCGGCCAAUGAUGUACAUUGCACUGACAUAUGAUCAUAGGCUGAUUGAUGGAAGGGAGGCAGUUUACUUCUUACGUCGUAUCAAGGAUGUCGUUGAGGAUCCACGCAGGCUGCUGCUUGACAUAUGAAAGCGUACCAAUUGCCAAGUUCUGGACUAAGUGAUUCAGAGUAAUGAGAUUUUGAUAUAUCUUGAUUCUGUUGAAAUGGAAUAAAUCCAUGUCAGGAGCUUAAAAUUUAGUUAGGGUUCCUCUUGUUCAUUCACUCCUCAAGCAAGUAAUGUAAUUGCUGUCUGCAAUGAUCAAGUUGCAAGGAGAGUUAACUUAUUACAUAUUAAAUGUUUUCUGUUCGAUGGGUGUUCGAUUCCCGUUUUACAAGUUCUUGGAGUUUAUAAGAGCAUGUAAAGUU
Messenger RNA from Telopea speciosissima, 1730 nucleotides. RefSeq names its product dihydrolipoyllysine-residue succinyltransferase component of 2-oxoglutarate dehydrogenase complex 2, mitochondrial-like. The transcript is spliced from 15 exons. Gene Ontology annotation, molecular function: dihydrolipoyllysine-residue succinyltransferase activity. Gene Ontology annotation, biological process: tricarboxylic acid cycle. NCBI's taxonomy places the organism in Eukaryota, Viridiplantae, Streptophyta, Magnoliopsida, Proteales, Proteaceae. Bases 44 to 1453 code for a protein of 469 amino acids. Gene Ontology annotation, cellular component: oxoglutarate dehydrogenase complex. The record is from RefSeq and is a predicted model, not a curated record.